AUGGAGAGAGCAACACUUCUCUUCUUUCUCCUUUUGUCUUCAAUAGCAAAGGCUCAGAAUGGCAAUGGAAGCAAUAUGAUAAUCUCAGUCCAUGUUGGUCUAAUCCUUGACACAGGAACACUGGUUGGAAAGAUGAGCCAGACCAGCAUCUCAAUGGCAAUCAAUGAUUUCUAUGCUGCAAACAGUAACUACACCACAAGGUUGAUUCUCCACACCGAGGAUGGCAAGGAGGACGCCAUUGGAGCCACCUCUGCAGAUUUCCUUCAUGUGCAUGCAGCUUUCAAGUUGUUAAUCGAUGUAGGAGUGCAGGCAAUCAUAGGUCCUCAAAAAUCUUCUCAAGCUGUGUUCAUAUCAGAUCUUGGAAACAAGACUCGAGUUCCUAUUGUUUCUUUUUCAGCAACAAGCCCUUCUAUCUCCCCUGCCCGUGCAGCAUAUUUUGUGCGUACAGCAUUUAAUGACUCUUCUCAGGUGAAUGCUAUAGCCGCCAUUAUUAAGGCCUUUGGAUGGAGAAGAGUCACCCUUGUGUAUGAAGACACUGAUUAUGGUACAGGCAUCGUGCCGUAUCUCAUCGACGCCCUACAAGAGAUUGAUGCUCAUGUACACCACCGUAGUGUCAUUCCUCUAUCAGUAACCGAUGACCAGAUAUUAGGGGAGUUAUACAAACUACAAACCAUGCAAACAAGGGUCUUCAUUGUGCACAUGGCACCAUUUCUUGGCACCAAUUUCUUUCUAAAGGCAAAUGAGGCAGGAAUGAUGACAAAAGGUUAUGUGUGGAUUAUAACAGAUGGGUUAACAAAUCUAUUAAAUUCCUUUGACCAAUCUAUCCUUGACUCGAUGCAAGGACUACUAGGUGUGAGGCCUUAUGUACCAAAAACAAGAAAGCUGGAUGAACUCACCAUUCGAUGGAAAAGAAAAUUCCGGCAGGAGCAUCCUGAUAUUGAGAAGGCAGAGCUUAGCAUUUUUGCCCUGUGGGCAUAUGAUACAGUUUGGGCACUAGCAAUGGCUGCAGAGAAAGUUGGGAUCACAAAUUCUACUUUUUUGCAACCCCAAACCACAAACAAUUCAGGCAUCUUGGAUAUGUUAGAAUUCUCUGAGACAGGUCCAGGUCUUCUCAAGGCAAUCCUAGAUACCAAAUUCGAUGGCCUUAGCGGGGAACUCUGUCUCAUUGAUGGGCAAUCACAAUCACCCACCUUUCAAAUAAUUAAUGUAAUUGGGAAAGGGGAAAGAGUGAUUGGUUUCUGGACACCAGCACAUGGGAUCUCAAGGACACCGAAUCCAAUUAGCAGAACUUAUUCAACUUCCAUGAUUAAUCUUAGCAUCAUUUUCUGGCCUGGAGAAUCAACCAUAGUGCCAAAAGGUUGGGAAAUCCCAACAAGUGAAAAAAAGUUGAAGAUAGGGGUCCCUGUAAAAGCUGAGUUUCAUGAAUUUGUAAAGGUGGAACGGAAUCCUCUCACCAAUGCAACAACAAUGAGUGGGUACUGCAUUGAUGUCUUUGAUGCUGUGAUGCAAGCUUUGCCAUAUGCAAUCCCUUACGAGUAUGUUCCUUUUGAAAAUGCCGCAGGGGACACUGCAGUUACUAACCACAUAUGGGUUCGACAGAAUUAUGAUGCUGUGGCAGGAGAUGUCACAAUCAUAGCCAACCGUUCCUUGUAUGUGGAUUUUACGUUGCCAUACACAGAAUCAGGAGUGGUUAUGAUUGUUCCAGUCAAAGAGGAUGCAAGAAAGAAUGCAUGGAUCUUCUUGAAGCCACUCACAGUGGACCUCUGGCUCGCGACCUUGGCCUUCUUUUUCUUUACAGGAUUCGUGGUGUGGGUGGUGGAGCAUCGAAUCAACGAAGAAUUUAGGGGCCAUACGUCCAAACAACUCGGAACCAUCUUCUAUUUUGCUUUCUCAACACUUGUCUUUGGUCAUAGAGAAAAACUGGAGAGCAACUUAUCAAAGAUCGUACUGAUCAUAUGGGUAUUUGUCGUGCUGAUCCUCACAUCGAGUUACACAGCUAGUUUGACCUCCAUGUUGACUGUUGAACAGCUCCAGCCAACUGUUACAGGCAUAAAACAGCUUAUAAAAAAUGGUGACUACGUUGGCUAUCAACGGGGUUCCUUUGUAAAAGAGCUACUGAUGCAGCUCCACUUUGAUGAGUCCAAGCUUAGAGACUUGGGAAGUUCUGAUGAAUAUGCAGAGGCACUCUCUAAGGGCAGCCACAAUAAUGGUGUAUCUGCCAUCUUCCAUGAGAUCCCAUAUGUCAAGAGCUUCCUUGCAGACCACUGUAGUAGAUACACAAUGGUUGGACCAGCCUACAAGACUGCUGGGUUUGGAUUUGUCUUUCCCAAAGGUUCCCCAUUAGUCCCUGAUGUAUCAAGGGCAGUCUUAAAUGUAACACAGGGGGAUAAAAUGGUGGAAAUAGAGAGGAAAUGGAUUGGUUACGAAAAUACUUGUCAAAAUCAAGACAUGACCCUAGGCUCACACAGUCUAAACUUCAACAACUUUGGAGGACUAUUCCUCACCACGGGAAUUACUUCAACUUCAGCUCUCUUGAUAUUCCUAGCUAUCUUUAUAUAUAAGAACCAGGAUGAGUUGAAAACCAUGGGUUCCGGAUAUUCCAUUUGGACAAGAGUUGUAGUGUGGAGCAAAUACUGGGACAAGAAAGAUUUAACCUCCUCUACAUUCAAAAGGGACGUGCCAAUUGGUGGAUCCUCAUAUGUUGGUGAUAGCCUUGUACACAGAGCAAAUAUGAGGGCUUCAAUUAAUGCUGAUGGAUCGCAGAGUCCCAUUAGCAUUUCUGAACAUUCUGAUCUGAGCAUCUUCCUGCCAUACGAAGGAAUGACUUCUCAAGAACUAGGUAGUCCAAGCAUAGAAACUCAAGAUACACAAGCCUCUACAGAGAUAUACUAAGGCAUUGAGCAGGGGUUGGUACAAUUGUUAACACAAAGAUGGAAAAGAAUUAUAUAUACCAUGUUCCAUUGUUUUUCCCAAAUUUUUACCAUCACUAGAAUCUGAUUUCAAAGCCCAUUCAUCCAUAUGCUACUCUCUUUUAUGACCUAACUGCAUUAUACUAAUAUAGUAUCACUACCUAUUUUACAUUCACAAGAAUUUGACCUCAAUGCCUGUUCAUGUAUAUGCUACUCUCUUAUGACCGAAUUAAAGAAGAUCACCAAACUCCAUUUGGACCAUUUUGGCCAUUACGGGCAGGUCUGCAUAAAGUUCGGGAGCAAGAUAGCCACAUCAGGAAGCCAAAUCACACACCAGCUCCUACAAAUCCUAACUUGCAUGUACGAUGUUCGAUUAAUGUGUUUUUUCUAAAAUCGGGAACUUCUCAAGAUCUGCAACAUGACACCAACUCCUAAAGGGUGUAACACACCUAACGAUCAAGGGCAAAUUCCAAUCUUUAGAUCUCAAAAUAGACUGAUCAAUAUGAAAAUUUUCUUUUUGAUGAAGAUUUUGACCAUACAUAUUUCUCAACACGAAAAGAAUAAAGCAACGCAGUUGAAAACAAAGUAGAUAUAGAAAUUGAAAUCCACCUCUUGCAAGGUUUUAACUUUUUCAUGAUUAUUUUCACUAGACAUGUCUAUUUUGGAAAAGUUGUGCCAUUUUUUAAUAGAAGAUAAAUUCAACUUGGGUUGUGUAAGGGCGGAUCUAAUUAGUUUAAAUAAAGAUAUUGUAACUCAGUUUUAUCAUCAUUAAUGGAAAAAAGAAGACCUAUACCCUACUUUUACCAGUUUUUCUAUGUUUGAAGAGAUUCAGGGGAAGCAUGUUGAAAAAAAAAUUCCCUUCUUCCCAAUUAGAUCAUGACCUGGUUGCACUGUAUUACUAUAAUAUUAUUCCUAUGGCACAUUACCAAGUCAUAAUUCUCAAUCUUCAAUCAUAAACUCCAUCAACAAAUAAAAACACUGUUUUAAAACACUACUGUCUUCACUCCACAGACAACCCACCUUAACGACUUUGCAACACAUUCAUUACAUAUUACUAUUGGACAA
Molecule: messenger RNA, 3974 nt
Organism: Phoenix dactylifera (date palm)
Lineage: Eukaryota; Viridiplantae; Streptophyta; Magnoliopsida; Arecales; Arecaceae
Source: RefSeq, a predicted model, not a curated record